AUGGUCCGAUUGGCGCUCGUCGCCACAGGCUGCCUGGCGGCACUGCCAGCAACAGCAGAAGAUGUAAAUGCUUUGGAGGCAAUGAUGCAACUUUUCCUUGGAAAGCGGUAUAUCUCUUGUUUUUGAUGUCACGUAACUUCUACUACAAUAAACACUAAUAUCUUAAGUAUUUAUUUUAUACGUACUCAAAAACAAAAUGAUGCCCUUACAAAGAAAAUGAUUACAUAGAAAUCCUUCGCGCCCACAAUUGAAAUCCUUCGCGCCCACCAAGAAAUGCCCUUCGCGCCUUUCCUUCGCUGAAUAUACUUACACCAAAAGCGAUCCAGGGAAGUCGCAGGUCCAAUCCGAACGGACUAGCGUCGUCGUGUAUACUUACACCGUCAUCAAGAUCAGAGGGCAGCACGUGGUGGACUACACUGGCCUUAUCUUCCUACUCUCAAAACAUAGGGUCCCGUCUAGAUUGUCCCUGCAUCGAAUCUUCCUACUCUAUCCAAACCAUAGGGACUCGUCUAAAUUGGGACUGUCCUCGACGUUGGACCAAAAGUUGUUGGAUGAGCAGUGGGCCGAAUGGAAACGCCUCUAUGGCAGAAGCUACGCUACCGCAGCCGAAGACAGCAAGAGGAAGGCGAUUUUCGCAGACAAUUUGUUAAGGAUCGAUAAUACAAAAAUUUGUAGUUCGUUGGUCUUCAUCCUGUUGUUGAUAGAAGAACUAGAAAUAGUAAUGCAAUGUCGCGAUUUUUAGAAGUUUACAGUGGAAGGUGCUCAUCAUGGUCAUGCGAAACAAGACGUAAGUAGUUGUACUAUUAGACGCGAAAGGCACGACUGCUCGACCUCGAUGUGCAGCAGCCAUAACGACCUAACCUAACCUAGCAUCAAAUAUGAAUAGAUAAGAGCACUAGGACCUCGUUCAUGACCUGGGUCUAAUUUUUAGCCGAGCUGCGCGUCAGAAUGCGAUGGAUAAGAACUGGGUGCCUUACGGCCAUCUGAGUCCUUUGGCUGAUCGCAAGCCCAACGAAGUUUUGAACCCUAAUGCGGGUUUGACACGUCCGGGACACGACGAGGCCUUGCUGAAAACGACUAUGGUACGUAUGAUUCGUGUCUUAUAGGCCAUGCUGAAAACGACUUGGCAUUAAGUAGAUUGUAUGGUUCUGGUAUUUCGUAACCUGAAUUUGAUCACAAGGGUUCUCUUCUUGUUUUCCCUUAUAAUCAAACUCAGGCUACCAAAUACCAGAACCAUUCAUAGACUUUAAGUAGAUGCUUUUGAAUGGAGUCGUGUAGGUGUAGGGUGUGUGGUUUUGUUAGGAAUGAUGUUAAAUUUUGCAUCUUAUUAAUGGACUAACGUUUCUGACAGAGACAGACAUGUGAAGUAGUUAUCUAUCACAGAUUUGAAUGCCUUUAUUUGUCCUGAUCACAGCAGCCCGGGCUGUGAGGCUUACCCACGCCAGGACUUUCAAUCUUGAACUUUCACUUUGUAAUUGAACAGGAGGUCUAUGUAAGCCAACUCUUGGGAAUGUUUUUUUCGACAUUCACAACAGAGCGCGCCCCUGCUUCUCAAAGGAAGGGAUGCUGCCGACGUCCCAGCUUCUUACAGUUGGCUGGAAAAGGGAUACACCAAUCCGGUGAAAAACCAAGGUCAAUUAAGGCGGGUUACUUACUAAAGACACUGGAAGUACUUAGCGUGUAGCCGAGGAGAAGCUACCGAUGUAACUACGUGCUCAAAAAUCACCUCGUCGAGGAACCAGAUUACUUUAGACUGUACUUCGCAGGGGUUUUGGUCACGUUUGAAAUUGGGAACAGGAGCAGUGCUUUAGACUGUACUAACUUCGAAGUAGUUUUGGUCACGUUUGAAAUUGGGAACAACUACAGUGUUGACAACUUCUUUAUCUUUUUUCUUCUGCUUCUAAUUCACUGUGGGUCCUGUUGGGCCUUUGCUACCUCCGCGAAUGUCGAGGGAGCUGCCUUGGUGGAAUUGAACGAACUUUACUCGCUGAGUGAACAACAGCUCGUCGAUUGCGAUGGUAAGGACAAUGGCUGUGACGGAGGUCUCCCGGAGCAAGCGGACAAAUGGCUGAUCGCUAAGGAUGUGGGGUACUUCUCUCUCAGAUUUCUACUAUGUAUCGUUGUAAGGACCACUCAGAAGAUUUCUUCUAUAUAUUUAUCGUUGUAAGAAUGUGGGGCAUCAAUGCCAAUACUCGUCUCUCAGAUUUCUCUUGUGCUGGGGCAGGACUUUCCCUUUAUAUCAUUUCUGUCUUCACGACCUUCUUUGGUAACUACUUAUUUGUUUUGACGAGUACUUAGUCGUUUCAUGAUCUCAACGAGCUGCAGCAUACUCAUCGACAUGCUCAUUGAUUGAUCUCCACUCACGACGACGACCGUUGCAAUCCUUUUUAUUGGUUCACUUUCUGUUUCUUUUUUUCAAUUCUCUAUUUUUUACCCGCUCCUACUCGGCUUUCAUUCUUGAGUGUACAAGAGUGGUGAGAGAAUCAUGCUCGUUCCUCCCUCGACUCGUUCUUGCUCAACUACCAGAAUAUCAGGGACUCUGACGGACAACUUGUUCACUUUCAAUUAGAAGAAACUUGUCAAUGUCAAAUUCUCAAUUGAAUCCACCCCAGACUCGAGCGCGAGCAGGCAUAUCCGUACAAGGGUGAGGUCGGUCCCUGCGUGCAGGAUCCGAAGCGUGAGCGCAUCUUCGUUCACAGUUUCGUCAAGAUUUCGGAUAUGGAGGAUGAAAUGGCUGCAGCCCUGAUGAAGUACGGGCCACUUUCUUUAAGGGCAAGCAGGCUUUAGCUUUAGUAAGUAGAUGGGUGUUUCUUGUUUCUGUUGUUACAACCGUCUUUAGCUUUAGUAAGAUGGGCGUUUCUUUUCUGCUACUACAACCGUUUGAUGUUAUGGCUCUCGUCCUAGUGAGGGAGGAGAGCAUAUGCAUAACCACGAACGGGGAGCAGGGAACAGAAACUAACACCAAAAGAACCAUGCUACCUCUAAUUUCUAUCGGAAUCAACGCAAAUCUGAUGCAAAUGUAUAUGGGAGGAGUAGCCGAGCCGGAUCCAGAGGCGUGUUAAGGCUCAUAGAUACUCAUACUUGCUCAUUUUUCUUCGUGGUCUUCUUCCUCUUUGCUUCUACUUCCUCUCAUAUUCGAAAAUUACCAAUACCAAGCACUUUCUCUUUCAGAAAGAGAAAACGACAAAAACAUUUAUAUUUCUUAGAAGGUCUCAAUGAACUGCAGCUAGCUACUGUGAGUCGUUUGUGUAAUGUACUUAAAUUGUAAAAUACUACAGGAGUGACUAUGAAAUAUUAAACACUAAUGCUAUAGUACAACUACAACUUUCAUUUCCAUAUUUUUGAUCAGUCAAAAAUCCAGUGCCUUCACAAAUUAUAUUGAAUGAAUCAUACAAAGAUACACGCACUUCGUCGUACGCUCUAAUGUUACGACCCAGAAGAGUUGAACCAUGGCGUGACCUUGGUUGCGUUUGGCGAGGAUGCAGCAGUGAUGGGUGACCCCUUCGCGAUCAAGAACGUCAUUUCGUCGCAGUUGGCCCUUCAGACCCAAGGUGCGGUCACGCUCGCUCGCAAAGCUGCUGGUACCACGAAAGUUAAGGCUAAGUACAAUAUUACACGCAUCUCCAUGUUGAUCUUCCCAACUACAACAAGCUUCUUAAUAUAUAAGUCUAGAAGUCAGUUUCUCAAGAAGGGAAAAUUGAUGCCGGCGUGAUUUGUUUCUCCAGCAGGGAAAUGGGCUGCACCAGCAGCAAGAUGCUGCUGCAGAUGGAUUUAUCUUUAUCAUAUAACUCGAUUUCUAAGAAAGGCGCUCGUCUUGGUUCGCCGAUUGACGUGACGUCGUUGAUGCAUCCGUUUUUGGUGCAGAAGGAAGGCUCGACCAAGAAAUGGUGGAAAAUCCGCAACAGCUGGGGCCCCGAGUGGGGUGAGGACGGUCACUACCGAAUCAUCUUACGAUACUUUGAUCAGCUCGACUUGAGGACUAUUUACUCAUACUUCAUAGUUGUUCAUCGACGCUAGUAAUAUAAUAUGAUCAUGUGAAGAGCAUAAGCGUAACAACAAGCGUAUUAUUUUACAUUUAUGGAGGAUAGUUGUGCUUCCAAGGUCCACUCGAAUAGACUAUCAUCAUCAUCAUCAUCAUCAUGGAUAGCUGUGCUUACUGCUUCUAGUACUUCUCGCAGUAUAUUACGAUGAAGUCGAUGACGAUGAUCUAGGACAUUUUCAUCACUUUUCUCAGUUAUUAUCACUUUUAGGUUUUGUUUAGAUUUAGCUUGUUCCUCUAGCUCCUCGCUCCAAAGGACACUCGCAGUGUUCUUCUAAUGAAAAGAGGCAAGGGCGCUUGCGGACUGAAUCAAAUGGUCACCACGGCCACGAAUAUCCGCAAGCAUCCCAAGGAAUCCGACAUGACCAAGACCGCUGAAACCAAGGUUAGGGAAACGAAGGACUGAUAACUGAUUAAUAACGUGAUAGGAUCUACUACGAAGUAUUGAAUAGUGCCUGUAACUGUAAGGUUAAACUGUCAUCAUCAUCAACACUGACAAUUAAGAAGUGUCUAGUAAUUACUUACAGUAUCAAAAAUUAUCAAACUAGAAGUACAACCUGCAACUAAGCACUUUUGUCUUCAACUUCUAUCAGAUAUGGUAUAUGAGUACCUUUUUUCUCUAUCUCUUUCAGAUGGAGUGGGCAAGUCCUUGCGAAUAUGUACGUAUCGCCAUAAUUUGAAGUAAGUACCUAAUAAAUAGAUCGAAUAUAAUGAAUGCCGAAACAAGGCUAAGAAGAAUGAAAGUGACUGGCAACUAGUAAAAGUUCUAAGAAGAUUGCAUCGCAAGCUAUCCAGAGCGCGGUGGACGCGAAGACCUCGUCGAAGGUGGAACUCUACGUCUAA
Molecule: messenger RNA, 4882 nt
Organism: Amoebophrya sp. A25
Lineage: Eukaryota; Dinophyceae; Syndiniales; Amoebophryaceae
Source: the annotation of a GenBank genome assembly